Molecule: messenger RNA, 3741 nt
Organism: Orcinus orca (killer whale)
Lineage: Eukaryota; Metazoa; Chordata; Mammalia; Artiodactyla; Delphinidae
Gene: SLC25A44
Product: solute carrier family 25 member 44
Exons: 5
Coding region: 361-1305 (314 amino acids)
Biological process (GO): transmembrane transport; branched-chain amino acid catabolic process
Cellular component (GO): mitochondrion
Molecular function (GO): branched-chain amino acid transmembrane transporter activity
Source: RefSeq, a predicted model, not a curated record
AUUUCCGGUUCCGUCAGUACCGGGAGCCCGGUCGAGAUGGAGGAAGAUGCGACCGGAGGCCAUCAGUCGCCCGAAACAGAGGAUAGAGUGGGAGCUGCGGCCUAGAGAUCCGCGCUUGGAGUUCACCUCAGACGGGGCGGAACCGCCCUGAUGUGAGAAAGACAUCCUGGGUCAUCUGUUGGGUCUCCAUAUGAAGCACUUUAACCUUUGUGUCUAAGCUGUGUUAAAAGAUGGGGGAAAAUUCAGAAUUGGAGCCAUGAACACAAAUAAGGAUCUGGGAAAGAGCCAUAAAGAAGCUGGGCUGAUUGAAUUGGAAGAAAGGAAGGCUGAAGGAAGUGAGCAUACAGGUCUCCAGACACAAUGGAGGACAAACGUAACAUCCAGAUCAUCGAGUGGGAACACCUGGACAAGAAGAAGUUCUACGUGUUUGGUGUGGCAAUGACGAUGAUGAUCCGUGUCAGUGUCUACCCAUUCACCCUCAUCCGCACUCGCUUGCAGGUUCAGAAAGGCAAGAGCCUCUACCAUGGGACCUUUGAUGCCUUCAUCAAGAUCCUACGGGCAGAUGGUGUGACUGGCCUCUACCGGGGGUUCCUGGUCAACACCUUCACCCUCAUAUCUGGCCAGUGCUAUGUUACUACUUAUGAGCUCACCCGGAAGUUUGUAGCUGACUACAGCCAGAGCAACACAGUCAAAUCACUGGUGGCCGGUGGCUCGGCCUCUCUCGUGGCUCAGAGCAUCACAGUGCCCAUUGAUGUGGUCUCCCAGCACCUGAUGAUGCAGCGCAAGGGUGAGAAAAUGGGCCGCUUCCAAGUGCGAGGGAAUCCAAAGGGACAAGGGGUAGUUGCCUUUGGCCAAACCAAGGACAUCAUCAGGCAGAUCCUGCGGGCUGAUGGACUUCGUGGCUUCUACCGGGGCUAUGUGGCUUCGCUGCUUACUUACAUCCCAAACAGUGCUGUCUGGUGGCCCUUCUACCACUUCUAUGCAGAGCAGCUCUCGUCCCUCUGCCCUAAGGAGUGCCCUCACAUCGUCUUUCAAGCCAUCUCGGGGCCUCUGGCUGCAGCCACUGCUUCCAUCCUCACCAAUCCCAUGGAUGUCAUCCGAACCCGAGUACAGGUUGAGGGCAAGAACUCCAUCAUCCUGACCUUCCGACAGCUGAUGGCAGAAGAGGGGCCUUGGGGCCUCAUGAAAGGCCUCUCCGCCAGAAUCAUCUCAGCCACGCCCUCAACCAUUGUCAUUGUGGUGGGCUACGAGAGCCUCAAGAAACUCAGCCUCCGACCUGAGCUGGUGGACUCAAGACACUGGUAACCAGUGAUGGGGAGAGAAGCCUGCUGUUUCCCACACUACUCUGAGUCAGGGGCAGAGAGGAGAGGGUAGCACCCUCUUCAGGUGCCCCACCAGAUACCGAGUCCGGCCCUGGGUCAGGGACAGAGACUUUGAACUGCUCUUGCUGAAGAGGCUCCACGCCUGGAUCCCCUGCUCUCAUUUUUAAAUUUUCUUGCCAAACUGGGCUCACUCAUUCAGUACAGGUACUGUCCUGCCCUAAGGAAAUCCACUCUCCCUGCCAAUUCCACUCCAUCCAUCCCCUGCCAACCCUUCUCUGCCUUCCCCCUCCAUCUGUGUCCCUGAGAUCCUGAGAAGAGCUGCACAUAGAACUUGCUUACUACCACUGGUUCUUCCUCUUGGGCUUUCAGCCCAGAUUCCAAGCAGUUGCCAUCAGCCCUUUCCUGCUUCAUCUCUUAGGCUUGCUUAUUUUUAUUUUGGGACUGAGCUGCCCACCAGACUACUCUGCUUUUCCCUGCCACUGGGGGCAAGGUGCCAGGCACUUUUGCACAGGGAGUGGGAGCAGCAAAAACCUCUGGUUCUCCAAAGCACUCAUCCUCUGUUUGGAGAGUUAUUAGGUUGGGGAGAAAUGUUGAUACUUUAUUUUGUGUGUGUAUUUUUCUGUGAACCAGGCUACUGUCUUAGUCCUGCUAAAGCACCAAUCCUGCAGUCAGAGCCCACCCCUUCCUCAGACAGGUGGAAAAAUAUCAUGUAGCUUUUCCCUCAAUCCCAGUUAUCUAUCCCUCCCAGUCCCUUCAGUCCCAGCAGCCUCAGGAUAUAUAAGCUGUUUCUUUCCUCCUGGCCCAGAUGACUACAGUGGUGGGCACAGCUCUAAAUAGAUCAGACUGUCUGGGACACACUGGACUUGGAACACUACCCUGAAAAGUCUGGUUUAGAGAGUAGUUGGUUUGGAAAGUGACAGGAGUAUAUGUGUGCCCUAGUGCAUCUCCCUCGACCAGCUGAGCCAAACCUAGGAGAGGGCAGUGGAGGUUCUCAGCCCCAGGCAGUCAUGACACACAUAUAUACCCCAAUCACUUGGACUCACAGAAACAGAUGUUGUCUCACAAUGGGAGCCUCUGAGAUGUGGAACUGUUUGUGUUUUUCUUGUCUCCGAUCUGAGGAGUCAUCCCGGUCAUGGUACCCUCUGGAGGGAUGCUUGGAGGCGGAUAAAGGGCGGGUCAGGAACUCACCCAAUACCAGGACCACUGCAUUUACCAGCCUGAUACUGCCGAGAUGAUCUGUUGAAGCUCUCGGGAGCUAGAUGAUGAGUGCUCCUUCCCUGCCUCAUCCUUCCCCCACAACACACACCUCCUCUACCAAGCUUGUGUUGCAGGUGAGGAGAGGUGCAGUAAAUGGAAUGACAAGAAGGCAUACCAAACCCUGCACUUUUACUUGAGACAUCUGGCUUGGAUGACCCUUCAAACUUUCUUAUUGGUCCCACCCCCUGGGAGAAGCCAUGGUGCCAAUUUGAAAGGUGCUAGCUACCUGAAGCCUUGAUAUUUCUUAUGGCUGCCCCACAUUCUAUCCCCCAGGCAAGAUCAGAAUCUGAAUUCUCUACCUUCACCACCACCACUGCCCAUCUUGGGCUCUAUCUUUGAGGGUUAUUUUCUCUUUCACUUAUUUUUAUUUUUGACUGUCCCUUGCGCUUUGUCAGGAGUCCUCCAAUUUCUAUUCACAAACAGUCAUCCAAAGGGUUGGGCCCACAGAUCAUGAAUCUUCCUGCCUCUCAGUCACUCCUUUACCCUAAGAACCACCAACAUAAUAGAAGCCAGGGGUCCCUCCUUUCUCUUUAAACUCAUCCUAGUGAGACCUUUGGAGGUUGGUUUUCUCAGCUCCACACCUUCCCCUCCCUACAGUCUUGUCUUCAGUCCUUCCCCACCAUUGCAAAGUGGGUAAAGUAUCAGGGACAGGAGGUAGUCUCCUGCUUCUCAUGUCUUAGGUUGUUUCCAUCCCAGACUCCUCCAGACUCUUUCUUCUGUUUUAUUUUAUUGUACAGUAUUUCAGCCUUUCACCUGUUUCCUCUGUCUGUCUCUCUCUGUCACACACACAGUUUUAAAGGACGAUGGGCAUUUACUAAAAGGGACCCCUGGCCCCUACUUUCCCAUCUAAUAUUUUAGGGACUGGGAUUGGGUUUGGUUAAAAUGCCUUGGUGGGGGUGGGAUAGUGGGCUUCCAUUUUCCCAGGACCAUGGAUCUGGACCAAUUGGAAUUUUUGAUACAUUGGUCUGUAGCCAAAAUUGGAAGAAACUUUCAGGGGACUGGGCAAGACGGGAAACCUGAUGGGAGUAUUUAAAGACAGGGGAAUAAAGUGCAGAUGCAGUUAACAUUUGAUAAAAUGGAUUCGUGAAUAUUAACAGCGAACAUUCACUGUUGCACUGUAUGAAGUCUCCGAAGUGUAAUUAAACGUUUUUAUUGAGUCCUU